GUCAAGAGCACCCGACCAGGGGCACAUUAUCCCUACUGGAUACUCCUCCUGAGCUACUUUUCUAAAUUAUUCGAGUUCUUCCAUCGAUAUUUAUCGUCACUUUUUUUUUUGUGUUUGGUUCUUUUGAUGAAGUAAAUCAACCCGAGCAAGCACCAAUCGGCGUGUCGGGCUCCACUGCCGCCUUUCCCCCCAAGUGACGGACUGCGCCUUUCUCUGGUCUGUGUCUGUCUGUCUGUCUGUCUCUUUCUCACCAUCUGACCUUCUCCUGCUCCUCCGCUCCCUCCAUCGCUUCUUUUUUUCUUUUCUCUCCGCUUUCCCCUUCGCCUCUCCUGCUUCCAGGACUCACGCGUGAUCUGCCUGAGACCUGCGUCUCAGCCGCUUCUCUCUUUGUCCUCGUCAUCCUCCUAAAACCACCUUAUUCCCUCCCUCUUUAACUCAGACAUGUCCUACUAUCCUCCGUAUUCGGGCCCGCCCGGGUAUCCCCCGCAGCAACAACAGCAAUAUCCCUACCCCCCUCAGAGCUACGGCACCCCGCCACCACAAUACCAGCAACAAAUGAACCCUCACCACCAUCACCAAGCGUCUUAUGGCGGCGGCGGCGGCGGGUACCCUGGUCAGGCCUACCGUCAACAACCUCCCAGCGAUCCCUACCCCUACGGACAGCCAGCGCCCCACCAAUAUCAGGGAUCGCAACCUCCCCAGGGCGGAUAUAACGGUGGUUAUGGCGCUCCUCCGUAUGGUGGCCAGCAGGGGUACCCGAACUCCUAUAACCAAGGCGGCCAAGGCAAUGGACCCCCUCCUCCACCAAGUGAACCGGUAGCCUUUGGCCACGGUGCGCCGCAAGGCUACAGCUUCCAGUACUCUCGUUGCACGGGCAAGCGAAAGGCCCUGCUGAUCGGAAUCAAUUACUUUAACCAGAAAGGUCAGCUCCGAGGAUGCAUCAACGAUGUGAAGAACAUGUCAACAUACUUGAACCAGAACUUUGGGUAUGCUCGUGAGGACAUGGUUCUAUUGACGGAUGAUCAGCAAAAUCCUAUGAGCCAGCCCACCAAGGCCAACAUUCUCCGCGCUAUGCACUGGUUGGUGAAGGAUGCUCAGCCCAACGAUUCUCUAUUCUUCCACUAUUCCGGUCACGGCGGCCAAACGCCCGAUCUGGAUGGCGAUGAGGACGAUGGCUACGAUGAGGUGAUCUACCCCGUUGACUUCCGCGCCGCCGGACAUAUUGUCGAUGAUGAGAUGCACCGGAUUAUGGUCAAUCCUCUUCAACCAGGCGUUCGACUCACGGCUAUCUUCGACUCGUGCCAUUCGGGCUCUGCUCUGGACCUGCCUUACAUUUACUCAACUCAAGGAAUCCUCAAGGAGCCCAACUUGGCCAAGGAGGCGGGUCAGGGUCUGCUGGGCGUGGUGUCCGCUUACGCACGGGGCGACAUGGGCAGUAUGAUGUCCACGGCCGUCGGAUUCUUGAAGAAGGCGACCAAGGGAGACGAGGCGUACGAGCGUACCAAGCAGACCAAGACAAGCCCGGCAGACGUGAUCAUGUGGUCAGGCAGCAAAGACGACCAGACCAGCCAGGACGCACAGAUUGCCGGACAGGCUACGGGAGCCAUGUCGUGGGCGUUCAUCAGUGCACUCCGCAAGAACCCGCAACAGAGCUAUGUGCAGCUGUUGAACAGCAUCCGCGACGAGCUGGCUACCAAGUACACACAGAAGCCGCAGCUGAGCAGCAGUCAUCCAUUGGAUGUGAAUUUGCGGUAUGUCAUGUAAAUAGGAGCUUGUGGGGUUUUUGGGUCGAGUGGGAGGAAAAGGGGGUUUGGCCUCUCACAUAUUUAAUUCUACUAUGGGCCACUAUGCGAUUCUCUGUGUCAUGCGUUUCGCGCUGCGUCCUUGCCUUUUGGCGCCCAUCGCUUGUUUUUCAAAAGGUCAGAAUGGCUACUUGUUUUGAGGCGCAUACUCUAUCGGCAAUGGCACACGAUACACAUAUGACAUGAAUUGUAUAAACUUCAUG
Molecule: messenger RNA, 2005 nt
Organism: Aspergillus homomorphus CBS 101889
Lineage: Eukaryota; Fungi; Ascomycota; Eurotiomycetes; Eurotiales; Aspergillaceae
Product: caspase family protein
Exons: 6
Coding region: 442-1764 (440 amino acids)
Biological process (GO): proteolysis
Molecular function (GO): cysteine-type endopeptidase activity
Source: RefSeq, a predicted model, not a curated record